AUGGUAAAAAUAACCACGAUGUCGUCUUUUUCGAUUUUCAAAAAGCUUUCGCCAAAGUUAACCAUACUAUUUUGCUCCAUAAACUUGGGCAGGAGCGAACUUUCCAAGUUCCGAGUUGGUACUUCACUGUCAAAAGUUCGAGAUGCCCCAAGUGGUGUCCCCCAAGGCAGCGUCCUAUCCCCUGUAUUAUUUAAUAUUUACACUUUCGAUCUUCUGUCCUUAGUGGUGAAGUCAGGUGUUCAGCUUAAAAUGUUUGCCGAUGACUUAAAGGUCUAUUAUCCAGUCAAUGGAGCAGCUUCUCCCCAACUCCAGCAUGCGAUAGAUACUGUG
Molecule: messenger RNA, 330 nt
Organism: Cooperia oncophora
Lineage: Eukaryota; Metazoa; Nematoda; Chromadorea; Rhabditida; Trichostrongylidae
Source: the annotation of a GenBank genome assembly